Messenger RNA from Aureobasidium pullulans EXF-150, 1542 nucleotides. Its product is annotated as peptidase A22B, signal peptide peptidase. Gene Ontology annotation, cellular component: cytoplasmic side of endoplasmic reticulum membrane; membrane; lumenal side of endoplasmic reticulum membrane. The record is from RefSeq and is a predicted model, not a curated record. The transcript has a single exon. NCBI's taxonomy places the organism in Eukaryota, Fungi, Ascomycota, Dothideomycetes, Dothideales, Saccotheciaceae. Gene Ontology annotation, biological process: membrane protein proteolysis. Gene Ontology annotation, molecular function: aspartic endopeptidase activity, intramembrane cleaving. The annotation marks the transcript as partial.
CCUGGACCUGUUAGCGAGCUCUUGGGCAUGUUGGCCUACGCGUUCGCACAAGUACAACCGUUACUACCUCUCUACACCCAUCUUGUUCUCUCGGCAUUGUUCCCCAUCGUCACGGGCGCUUACUCUUCACUAUCACGACCUUCAUCAGCAGCCAAGCCGCUCAAAAAGCCAAAGGACCAUCGCAGAUCAGACGAGCAGGACGAUGAAGACGAUGAUGAGGACAGUAUCCAGAAGAUGGAAGGCUUGAGCCCCAGUGAUGCUGUUAUCUUUCCCGUCCUCGCCGGAUGCACGUUGGGUGGUCUCUACCUACUCAUCAAGUACAUGGGUGCUUCCUUGCUGAACAAGAUUUUGCGCUGGUACUUUUCGGCCAUGGCCAUCUUCAGUGUUGCUAAACUUAUCAAUGAUGGUUUGGGAGUAGCAGAAUCUUUCUGCUUCCCUCAUUACUAUACGGAAGGAGGUGUCUUGUGGCAAGUCAGCCAGUCUGACAGAAAAGCCAUCCACUCAGCUAUCUGUAUGAGACCGUCGCCUUUGCCUGGUAUUUUGGGUCGCAUCAUCCUUCCUCAACGCCUUCUGGCUUCUCUUUGGGCAGUACGUGGCUUGCUCAGACGCAAGUACCGUUUGAAUUUCCAUCUGUCCAGCUUGGUGUCCUUCAAGGUCACGCUUACCCUUCGCACAAUUCUCUCGACUAUUCUUGCACUGGCAACCAUCCUCUGCUCCAACUUUGUCUUUGACGCAUGGUGGCUCACCAAUCUCCAAGGCUUUGCCUUUUCGUACAGCGCACUUCAGCUCAUGUCUCCUACCACAUUUGGCACCGGAUCUCUUAUCCUCUGCGCCUUGUUCUUCUAUGACAUCUACUUUGUCUUCUACACUCCUCUGAUGGUUACUGUGGCUACUAAGCUUGAUGUUCCUAUCAAGUUACUUUUCCCUAGGCCUUUGGAGGAGGGCCAGGUUGCUGCGGACAGAAAGCUGGCUAUGCUCGGUCUGGGUGAUAUUGUGAUCCCAGGUAUGAUGAUCGGACUCGCUUUGAGAUUCGAUCUCCACAUGUACUACUUGAAGAGGCAGACGAAGCGCUCAAAGCCUACUCCCUCUGGACCAAUCCAUAACAAUGAAGAACAAAAGGCAAGCAACAAGGAGGUUGAAGAAGAUGUCAACAAGGAGCCUUACCGAUCAGUCACUGGCCAUUGGGGUAACAAGUUCUGGACCACUUCCUGGAUCGGCCGCUCCUUGCUCCCCGAGUACGAACCUUCGAAGAAGCUCUCUCGCAACCCCAUCCCUACCUUCUCGAAACCAUACUUUUAUGCUUCGAUCGUUGGCUACAUUCUCGGAAUGUGCGUCACGCUUGGAAUCAUGCAAGUCUUCAAGCACGCACAACCUGCUCUGCUCUACCUGGUUCCUGGUGUCUUGGGCAGUCUAUGGCUGACCGCUUUGGUCAGAGGAGAGAUCAAGCAAAUGUGGGCUUUCUCAGAAGCAAGCGAUGAGGAGGAAGAAGAGCAAGACAAGAAGAAGGACUCCAAGAAAGACGCAGAGAAAAAGGAUGGUGAC